Messenger RNA from Caenorhabditis briggsae, 255 nucleotides. The record is from RefSeq and is a predicted model, not a curated record. NCBI's taxonomy places the organism in Eukaryota, Metazoa, Nematoda, Chromadorea, Rhabditida, Rhabditidae. The transcript has a single exon. Bases 1 to 255 code for a protein of 84 amino acids.
AUGAGAUUCUUCACCAUCGCUCUCUUCUUCUGUAUCCUGUCCAACGUCUUCGCUUGGUACCAUGGGGAUCGUGUCGCUUUAGCUGAUGAUGAGUAUGAUCCAGAAGCAAUCGAGAACCGUCAACAAAUCGCCAAGGAGUAUAUGGCUCGCGAGAAGUUCCGUAGAAGAAUUCGGGAGGAGAUUGCCAAGGAAGAGAUCGAGCACAAGUACAGACGCGAGAAGAUCCGUAGAGCUAUGGAGGCCUUCAACGAGUGA